AUGGAGGUAGUAGAGCUCUGCCCCAAUAAAAGGGCGUAUCGAGCCCUAGUCAGACCAACCACUUGCCCGUGCAAUAUUAAAUCUUUGAAACGGUACGUGCAACCAGCGAGAGAGAAAUCUUAUGCUCCAGAAAAAGUUUAUUGCCCCCCUACGAAACCUAUCGAUGCAAGCACAACAUAUCAUUUAUCAUACCUAAACGUUGAUAAAGCAGCAACGCGACAUGCGAAAACUCAAUCUUUCAAACCAGUGCACUCUCUUGACAGAGCUAUGGGAAAAAUAUCUGAUGAAACAACGAAUCGUCUAAGCUUUCGAGCUAACUGGGGUGUUACUAGAGCAAAGGCCUUUACCCCUUCCCGCAGAACCCAAAGCGGUCAAGGUCCGAUGCAAUGUGUAACAACUGCACGUCAUGAUUAUGUACCAAAAUAUGUACCAAGAAUGGAUUUAUUUGUGCCGUGCAAUAACAUUCGCACGAGUAGCGGCGUUUUGGAGGACAAAACUACUGCCGCGUUGUCAUACAUGAAUCCAGGCCCUGUAGAACCUGUGAUUAGUUAUAAACCUGAAGGGCGAUACUGCCCUCCAGAGAAGAGUAUAGAAAAAUACACAACACAAAAACUUAGCUAUCAACCAUUUCGAGUUCAAAGAAAAGAAAUUUAUCCAUGGAAACUGAAACAAGCAUACAAGUAUAAGUUUUUAGAUUAUUUUUAUUUUAUAGUGGAAAAAAUAUUAUACUAUUAUGAAUACCAAUCACAAAUAUUUUGCAAAAGACCACCAGAUGCAUCAAUGGAGGGUGCAACAACCUACUCAAAGAGUUAUUUACAAAAUGCAAACUUGGCUCGGGAACAACCGUUUAAACCUGCAAAUGAAUGCAUUAUAUUUCCUGGUGGUGCUCAAUUUGCAAGGAAAACAAUCUAUGGGGAAAGCUUUUUACCCUGCGAUAUCGAAAGACCAGCACCGAUUCGCCCUUGCAGUAAUAUUGCUAGGUCCGAUCAAAAAAUGUCUGGUGAUACUACUAAUAAGUUGAGCUACCAACCAGUAUCAGUGGAAAAAAGAGGCCUCAUAAUUCCGAGCCGCAGAAAUAUGAUGGGCGACGGGCCUAUGCAAUGCCUUACAACCAAUAGACACGACUUUGUACCAAAACUUGUUCCACGACCUGAUCUGGUUAUUCCUUGCAAUAAUAUUCGAUCAUCCGAUCAACCGCUCGAAGGUAGGACUACAGCAACUCUUUCAUACAUGAAUCCUGGACCUGUAGAACCAGUGACAAGUUAUAAACCAUUAUCACAAUAUUGCAAGCUAAUUAAAGUUAGUAUACAGUGUAGAAAUAGUGAUAUUAGUACCAGAAUUACUCAAAUUAAUUUACAUCCUUCCAUUGUCAGACCUGCGGCAAAGAUAGAUGGAGAAACUAUUAACAAACUAUCCUAUCAGCCAUGGAUUCCAAGACCUAAAAUGGAAUUGCCUUGGGCUCAAAAGACACAAUACAAACCGCCCACAGCUAAGAUGUGCGAUGAUACUGUGUAUCACCAGAGUUACCCUGCUCCAGGUUACUAUGUCGAAGACAGUAUUUCGGCCGAGUGUCCCUGUCCACCAGAAUCACAAGAAGAUUGUGACCUUGAUUAGUUAGCAUAUUCAAAAUAAUAAUAAUAAUAAUAACAUUAAUCCCGACAAAUGUAAAAAAAAACUUAAAAAUCUUAAUAAACUUUUGUAAG
Messenger RNA from Neodiprion fabricii, 1703 nucleotides. Its product is annotated as stabilizer of axonemal microtubules 2-like. The transcript has 7 exons. Gene Ontology annotation, biological process: microtubule anchoring. Gene Ontology annotation, cellular component: sperm flagellum; axonemal microtubule; ciliary basal body. Lineage: Eukaryota; Metazoa; Arthropoda; Insecta; Hymenoptera; Diprionidae. Gene Ontology annotation, molecular function: microtubule binding. The record is from RefSeq and is a predicted model, not a curated record. The coding region runs from base 1 to 1614 and encodes 537 amino acids.